GCCCAGGAGAAGCGAGCGCGAUGAAGGACCGAACGCAGGAGCUGCGCACGGCCAAGGACAGUGAUGAUGACGAUGAAGUUGCUGUUGGCGUGGAUCGGGAUCGUUUUAUGGAUGAGUUUUUUGAGCAGGUGGAAGAAAUUCGUGGGUUCAUAGAGAAGAUCUCAGAAAAUGUGGAAGAGGUGAAGAGAAAGCACAGUGCCAUCCUCGCUGCCCCAAACCCUGACGAGAAAACCAAGGAGGAGCUGGAGGAUCUGAUGUCUGAUAUCAAGAAAACGGCCAACAAAGUGCGCUCCAAGCUAAAGAGUAUUGAACAGAGUAUUGAACAAGAGGAAGGGCUGAACAGAUCAUCAGCGGACUUGAGAAUAAGGAAAACGCAACAUUCCACUUUAUCACGGAAGUUUGUGGAGGUGAUGUCAGAAUAUAAUACAACCCAGACUGAUUACCGGGAGCGUUGUAAAGGGAGAAUCCAAAGACAGCUGGAAAUCACUGGCAGGACCACCACCAGUGAAGAACUGGAGGACAUGCUGGAGAGUGGGAAUCCAGCUAUCUUCUCCUCUGGGAUCAUCAUGGACUCCAACAUUACAAAGCAGGCACUGAAUGAGAUUGAGACACGGCACAGUGAGAUCAUCAAGCUAGAAAACAGCAUCCGUGAGCUUCAUGAUAUGUUCAUGGACAUGGCCAUGUUGGUGGAAAGCCAGGUGAGAGCUGCUGCGGAAGGAUGGACUUCUUUACUUAUGGCACACCAGGUGGCAACAUUUAGUCCUGUGUUGAUUAGUCUCCGGUCUGCACUAUCCUCUGCUAGAGAUACUGCAAUGGUACCUUUGCACUAUAGUUCCUACAUUAAAAAGAGGGUUGGGAUAAAUGACUUCGUUAGUUCUAUGGCCUGGAUUACACAAAUAAAUUUCUGUUGAUCCAAACUUCCCUAUACCACCUUGUUUUGAACAUCUUAAGUUUUCAUUUCAUGACUCGCUUUGUUUACUGUGUUAACUCAUUUUUGUUUUCAUGUGGUGUAUUAAAACAUAGACUAACAUAACUAAAUGCCCCCCCAAAAAAUCAAAGUUAGAGCUAAACAUCUUUUCAAUGUUAUGCAAAAUGCAAUUAUUUAGCUCUUAUCGGACUUGGUUAAGCAUGUUGUUCCAAUUAUGAUGGUCCAGUGAGAUCAAGUCCACCACAUCUGAUUUGUUCAACAUUUACUGCAGUUUGAGCUUAAAGAUUAUCCGUAAGAGGGACAAGAGAGAAUCCUGACCAAGAGAGAAUAAGGAAGAAGCAAAGUGUAGGAAUUUGAUCCUGCAAUUUUUCUUCCAUUAUUGUGCAAAGCCCUACACAAUGUGAUCAUGCUUUGUAUAUCAUUGUAUACUAGUGCUGAUAACCCGGCAUUGCCCAGGUAUUUAUUUAUAGGAGGAAAAUGUCCGGACCAAACAUAAUUUCUAAU
Molecule: messenger RNA, 1432 nt
Organism: Thamnophis sirtalis
Lineage: Eukaryota; Metazoa; Chordata; Lepidosauria; Squamata; Natricidae
Gene: STX1A
Product: syntaxin 1A
Biological process (GO): exocytosis; intracellular protein transport; vesicle fusion
Cellular component (GO): SNARE complex; endomembrane system; plasma membrane
Molecular function (GO): SNARE binding; SNAP receptor activity
Source: RefSeq, a predicted model, not a curated record